UGUCCCCAAGAAUCACCUUCAAAAGGUUGCCAAAGAUUUAUUUGAUGGGAUGUCAAAGCUAGACUCUAGGGUAUCACUGCACAAACUGAGAGACAGUGUUGCUUCCAUUUUACCCUUGGAUCAUCUUGGUCUUCUGGCCAAACCAGUCCAUGCAAGUUUGGUCCAAGAAAAAAAAUCUUCAGAAAGCAAGCACAGGGUGAAAGUCACUUUUGGGAAACUUGAAGUGAUAGAAUGUUUAUUUGACUGUGUCAGUAAACCCAGUGACUUUGCUAAAACUGCUCUACCAAAACUGCCCCAAUAUUCUGUGCCCAGCCGAGAGGUGAAAGGUCAGAAAGCGGCACACUUUAUAGAGUUGCUGGCCUUUGAUGUGAAUGGACUUUCAGAUUCUCCUGCACCGUAUGACCCGUCAACAUUGUUUAACAUUGAUAAGCCUAAACUACCUCAGUCUGCACUCACUGUAACACUUGAUUCCAUUCAGACAAAAAGACACCAAAGAGAGAGCCCAGGGAUUCGGCUGAUGUUUGAUUUCAAUAAAAUGGCAUCAGAAGUGGAUGUGACCAUCAUUGACAGACUGACUAACCUGAUUCACUACGACAACAGAAAGGGAAGCGCUACCAAUGUAGGAACUCACUUAAUGGACACCAAUGGCCAUGUUGGGAUUGAUGAUGCAAUCAGAGAUGAACAAGCUGGCAAUAAGUUCAACUUAGAGAUCAGAGCUAAGGCUGUACAGGCAACAUUCAGAGUCAGAUUUCCUGUCCCUGACUUGCGUGUGGACCGACCAACACACAGCAGAGAGUGGUGGAGAAGAAAUCUUCAUAAAGAAAUUUUGCUGCUGGAAAUGGAGUCACCUGAUGCCAGCUCCAACUUAAAGCAGGACGAACCAUUGCAGCUGGAGCUCCAGGUCUUUAAAAUCAGUGCUUAUUUACAAGAGGAUAUCAACAAAGAUCCCAUUUUGUUUGGUGAAGUGACUGUAGAUGACCCUAAAGCAACUCCUUAUGAGGGAACCUUCAACUGGCCACGAAUUGUCAUCAAUGUCAGCCACAAGGCCAACUCUGUGCUAGAAGCUGAGGAGGAAUCUGAUGCGUCUGCUACCAGCAUGGACAACUACAUGGAGCCUGGCCUGCUAAAGAAAGAAUCUGGGCCAUUCAGUAAAAAGAAAAGUCUUUAUGCCAGGGAUGAUUUGUCUUUCAAUGAGAGUGUUCCAGUUAAUGAUGAGAUGGUGAUGCCAGGAGACACAGCAGAACUGAGACAGUUCCGGGAUGAAUGUCUGGCCCGCACAUGUUUGUCUGUUGACAUCACUGUUCCAUCUGUGACUGCAUUUAUACACAGUAGAGAGUUCCUUGAGCUGCUCUAUAACAGAUUCAACAAUGACCUUCUGAUGUGGGAGCCCCAGCCCCCCAGAACACAUUCCUACAUGAACACCAUGAUCCCCUCCAACACAAACCUGGGCGUCCUACACAUGCUGCAGAACCAGGGGGGAGAAAUGAGUGCAGAUGAUGAGGACCCGUCUGACUCAGAUGAUGAUGGCUCUAUGCACUACUCCAUCCAUGACCACAAGGCCAACAAUAAAGCUACAAAAAUUGUAUCUCCCAAACUCCUCAACAAAAUGUGUUUCUCACUGAGUAUAGGCAAUGGCAAACUGCUGGCUGUGAUACCUCAUGUUGACAUGGAAUCUAAUCCUGACUUGCACGGAGAAGUGUUGAUAACACUAAAGGAUGGAUUACUUUUUUCUGUCAAUGAACAUGGUGGUGACCCUGACCUUAAGUAUUUGUGUUUGCAGACUAACAGGGCCCAACUUUACCAUAAUGCUCACGUGACCCUACCUGUAAAACCUGGAUCACUUGACCUGAUCAGGGACAAAAUACCUGACCACCUCAAGUCUAAAAUUUACCGCUCUGAUCGAUGGGUGUCAGAUAAAUCUCAAGGUCGUGCAGGGUGGGGUGCUGAUAGCCCAGACAUGGUUACUUUGGUCGUCAAAACAAAGAUGGACACUCUGAACAAUGUCAAGAACUUUACACUGGCCUUAAGAGUAGAUGGAGCCACACUUCGCCAUGAAAUGCACAGAACAGGUGAAAGCUGGAUCUCACAGCUGAUUGACCUGUUUGAUCUGAAAGAUUUCCCAAUCUUGGGCUACACAAUGCCUAAAGUGAUGACAGAGAUUCACCUUCAAAUAGAUCAUUGUUGUGUGGACUAUAGGCCAUUGAACCUCUCAGUAUGGACAUUCCUCACUGUGGAACACUUCAGCAUUUGCAGUAACAUAAUAGCUGAGUCAGCAUUCUCGCAGAUCAGGCUUCUAUUGGACGACUCAGCUUUGUUUAUUUCUAAAAGAUGUAACAGAGAAGUGAAUUUGCUCAGAGAUUAUGUAUGUGUGGCUGAAGUAGAUCAGUUCAAAAUUUGGCUGCAGUUUUGUUAUGACAAAUCAGGGAAGCAGAGAACUCCCAAGUCAGACCUGAGGUUUAUGGUGAAUGAGCUGAACCUGCACACAUGUGCUGACUCUACCACAGCCCUGCUGGAGCUCAUACAGUACAUUGUCAAUGAUGGGGACAUGGUGGAGAAAAAUGAUCAAGGGGACGUCACUCCAACUGCAACAGAGGAAGCUCCUCAGUUUAUAUCUGAUGAAGAUCAUGGAGACAGUAAAAUACCAUCACCUGUGUUGCCAUCAAUAACACCAGAACAGGAAGCAUCUGUCAAGUCUGCCCUUGAGGAUGCUAUGAUUGAUUGCCCAGAACCAAUUAAGCACAAGCCAACCCCAACAAAGCACAGUCAAGGGCAGAUGACUCGGGUGUUUUUCCAAUGUGAUAACCCAAAACAAGUUUCUCUGCUGACAAAUGAGUUUGAGAACGCCAUGCACAUAACAGUAUCAGACAGCUCUGAUUCCAACACGCCUGAUGAAGAUGGGGGCAUGGGGGACACAGAGGAUUUUGAGAUUGUUGAUUGUAAUUUUAGGGAAGUCACAAAUAUAAAAGGAAGCCAUGAGGUUCAUUUGUUGACACAGCAACCAAUAGAAGUGAAUGAAAACUUCAUUAGAAAACCCACAAGCAGCUAUGACCACUUGAAGGCCCCUGAUAGGUUCCCUGAGCCAGAAUACCAGUACACACUGAGGGAGAUGUCUGUGGUCUGGCACAUCUAUGGUGGCAGUGAUUUUUCUCCCCCACGGCGGGGAUCAAGUAGUGAACGUCCAAAUUUAGCCAGAGGACUUCAGAGUAGUCCCAGAGACCAGAGAAAAUUUGAUGGUUCAGGUAGAACUAGGAGGCACAGCUGGCGACACAGGGGGGGAGACUGGAGGGACUUCAAUAUACUCAUGGAGCUUGAGUUAAAUAAGAUUAGGUUCAGGUACGAUGUCUACCCCAGCAAUACCAAACAGGCCUCACGAUUUAAGUUACUGGUGAAUAGCUUUGAGGUUCGAGAUCGGAUCAAAUCUUCAGAGGUCAACAAAUUCCUGGUCAAGCUUGUUGAUAAGGAACACCCUGAACAAUCAUCUGCCUAUAUGCUCAUGUUUUCUGGAGUUUUUACUAGACCAGAGUACCUGCCUAGCAGAACUGAAUGUGAGGUCAAGGCCUUCUGUCUACCAAUCAAACUUAAUAUUGAUCAGGUUUCUCUGAAUUUCUUGUGGAAGUUUGUAUCCCAAGUAUCAGACCCUGACACUGCCAAGUCUGAUGUUGGCAGUGUUGGUGGGAGAUCGUCUCCCCUUGGAGGUCACUCUUCACCUUCCAGCUCCAGCCCCCGUAACUCUGUUUCCAAUCUAGACCCAAUCAUGCGCAUCGGCAUACCAUCUACCAAUGAGUCCAGCUUGGAUGAAACAGAGUUGUUAAUGAAGUUUGAAGACUACAGUAAUCAGCAAAGCUUAUACUUACAGGCAAGACUAAAUGAGAAUGACAACUUGGAGCUUCCCCAUGAAGACCUGCCAGUGUUCAUCAAGUCUUUCAUUUUAAUAUCAGACAUCACAAUAAAACUUGACUACCGCGGCAAAAGAUGUGACAUGGAUAGUGGAGUGGUUGGAAUGAUGCUGGGUGUGGCUUCAUUGACUGGAUCUGUUGUCAAGCUGAAACGUAUCAACUGUCAGAAAGGAAUUCUGGGCUGGGAUAAGCUGUUGAUGUAUGCCUAUAAUGAGUGGUUGACUGACAUAAAGACCAACCAGAUUCACUCCAUCCUAAAAGGUGUUGGCAGCUUGUCCAUUGUGUUCCAGAUUGUACAAGGUGUGACAGACCUGAUACGUUUACCCAUUGAGCAAUAUCAGAAGGAUCGGAGAAUUAUACGAGGAUUACAGAGGGGAGCUAACUCCUUUACACUGAACACGGUCAUGGCAAUUCUGGAACUCACCAACAAAGUUGUUGGAUCAAUUCAAUACUGUGCAGAGUUGGGGUAUGAUAUGAUGUCACCAGGGCCGAGUGUAAGGAGGCGUAAGAUGUUGAAACAGCGACGCCAGCCACGGACAACAGCAGAAGGGGCCAAAGCUGCUUUUGCUUUGGUGACUGAGGGUGUCAGAGAAUCAGCUUCCAAUCUAUCUGCCAUUGUCAGUGAAGAAAGUGCCCACAAAGGUUAUGUUGGUGCUGUUGGCGGUGCCCUGAGGAAUGCCACCCCUGAAUGCCUGUUCAAGCCAUUAGCUCUGCUGGCAGAGGCAGGAACCAACAUAGUACAGGGAGUCAGAAACGAGGUGGAUCCAAGUAAAAUGAAGGAGGAGGAGGAUCGCUGGAAGUAGAUUCAAAGCACCUACUGGGUUUUGAAUUGUUUUUAAGCACUGCUAGUUAAAAUAAUUAAUAAAUAAUCAAAGAAUUCAUUCAAUAAUACAAAAAGACAGUUGUAAAUAAAUUAUGAAUUAUCAUCUGUGUUUCUAUUUGGAUUGAGGAAUUUAAUAAAUGAAUUUUACAACUAAAAAUCAGUAAACAUCAGAAUUACAUAUUGUCUGCUUGUAAAAUCAUUAAAAACCCUUAAUUAUCUUCUUAUCUCUUUAGUUGAUUAUAGUUUUAAACGACCACAUUAUCAAAAUUCCUUGCAAAGUAAUAUUUCCAAUUGUAUUUUGUUUUUAACAUAAUUUUACUUCAGGUUUUAAAUUUAAUAUGUAAAAACGUAAAUCCAUUUUGAUACAUCAGAAUUAUGUUGUGGUCUAGUUUGUUUUGUUCCUUUUAACAAUGUAUAUUUUUAGUGUGCUUGUUAUAGUCAGUUGUUGAUUAACUACAAAUUCUGAUAUCAAUGAACACUUGUUUUCAAAUUGUAGCAGUAAGCAUUUUUUUAAUCCUUAAGUUCAUUCAAUUAUUGUUGGUAAAUUUGCAAUGAAAUACCAUCAAAACCUGCAUAUAUAAAAUGUAUUUUUAUCCAAGUAUAUUCUUAUGUAAAAAUAGAAUUGCAGCACUUGUAUAAUUUUGUCAUUGACUUAGAGCUGUACUUGAUUAAUUUGUUCAUGAAUGUCAUCUAAAUGUUAAAAGUCACUUGGUUGGUUCUUAAAAUAUCUGAAAUACUUUUUUAUGGUAUGUACACUGAAGUCAACACAGCUUGAGAUUUAUAAUGUCAGAUAAAUAUUAUGUGUAUUAUAAAUGUGUACAUAUUAUUGAAAUUUUAUUUUUUGUGAUUGUUUGUGUAAUUUUUAAGCUGUAUUGCAUUUUAUUCAUGAUUAUACUGUAGGAUUUGACUUUGUGUCAAUUUUUUGGUUCAUUUUGUUAAACCAAGGUAAGAUGAAUUUUGGUAUUUAUCAGAUUCGUCAGCUAAUUUUGUGACAAACGUGUUUGAAAAAAAAAGGGAUGUGAUAUGUUUUCAGCUAAAUUUUGCUGUUCAGAUUGUGCAGUUAAUAUUUUGCCUGUGUUUGAUUUAAAUAUAUUCUGGUGUGCUAUGGUCAAAGAAAGCUUUGUAGCAUUUAAAAUAAUAUUCAAACUACAAAAAGUUAAUUAUAGGUAAUCCUGAAAUUCUUUGGACUUGAUAUUCUAAAUAAACCAUACUACUAUUUUUUUUAAAAAUAGAUAUUUACGAUGAUUUAUUUUAUUUAUAUAUUUUCUUUUCUGUAUCUUACAAAUAAUACAGUUUAAAUGCAGUUUUAUUAGAAGUGAAAUAUUCUCUCAGAUUUAAUUUGUGAUAUUAUAUUCAUAAAGAAAGAAACCGGUGCCUCAAUCUAGCCAAAAAUACAUUAGGUAAAAGAUGACAAAAAUGGAUUAGUAAUAAAUAAUUGUUAGCAGUUGUUUUUAACUGUCUGUAAAUAAUCCGUUGGUUUUGAUCAGUUUUAUUGACUUUUGCCUUUGGUUGAUUGAGAUAAUUUUUUUAACUUUGAAAACAAUUUUAUUUUCAUGUUUUUUUAGUGAAUGUUUGUUAUUAUAGAUACUCAAAAUAGUUGUUUCUAACAAAAGCACAGCAUAACCAACAUUCACUUAGUACAAUGCCCAAUUGUAUCUUACUAGAUCACCUGAAAUUGUUUUAAAAGGUAAUGUACUUCUGCUAAAUGUCCUCAAGUUCAAGGCUCUCAUCAUGUGUAAUCAUUAUGAAAUUGAUGAAUUACUUGAAAUGUAAACUAAAUAACUCAAGAUAUUAUUUAUCCAUUUUUGUUUAAAUCACAUUUUUUAUUUUGUUAAAAUAAUGCAUAAACUUUUCUUUU
This is a messenger RNA of Physella acuta, 6577 nucleotides long. RefSeq names its product autophagy-related protein 2 homolog A. Gene Ontology annotation, cellular component: phagophore; phagophore assembly site. The record is from RefSeq and is a predicted model, not a curated record. Gene Ontology annotation, molecular function: phosphatidylinositol-3-phosphate binding; protein-membrane adaptor activity. NCBI's taxonomy places the organism in Eukaryota, Metazoa, Mollusca, Gastropoda, Physidae. Gene Ontology annotation, biological process: reticulophagy; piecemeal microautophagy of the nucleus; autophagy of mitochondrion.